GGCAGCACUCGGCAUGUUUUUGUUUAUGCUACUGAGUUUCUUGCGCGUACAAGGGGCUCUGCCCGACUCUCACUCACUGAUCUACUACUACACCCUGAACCAUGGGACCUCUGAUCUUCCAGAGUUUAUUAUCGUGGGUGUCCUGGAUGGUUGUGAGAUAGUGUAUUAUGACAAAAAUAUGGAAAUAUUAGCCCUAAGACAGGAACGGCUGGCGUCUUUUUUCCACAUGACUCAAAGGGAAAGAGAUACAAAAUUGCAAAAUGAAUUACAUGGAAUCGUCAAAGAGGAGGUUAAUGGAUGGCUGCUGCAGCUGAACGAAACCGAAAAUUAUCACUACAUUCAAGCACAGUUUGGUUGUGAGGUGAAUGAUCCCAGUCCCAAUAGAAGGAUACUGAAGGUAGCUUUUGAUGGAAGAUACGCAUUUAGUUUUGAUGCAGACAAACUUGAGUGGACUGUACAUGACCCUGUAGCUCAGUCCUCCAAAGCGAAAUGGGAUCAAGACGUAACAACGAAUAAUUAUUUCAAGACUCUUCUAGCAACUCAAUGUGUGGUUUUGAGAAUAUUAUAUUCAAUUGUAAAGUCAUACCUAACUAGAAAAGUCCCCCCUGAAGUUUAUGUUACCGCCCGUGCUGGUGAGCAUUGGUUUCUCCACUGCAACGUGUUUGGAUUUUACCCAACGGCCAUCAACGUGAGCUGGUUCCGGAAUGGGCACCGUGUCUCCGAGACAAAAUCUACUGGGAUAUUACCCAAUGAAGAUGGAACAUAUCAACUGAGGUCUGUGCUUGAAUUUGAUCCGUUUGAUGGGAAAAAGUAUUCCUGUCAUAUUGAUCACAGCAGCCUGCCGGAUGGGAAGACAGUCAUCUGGGAAGGAAACCGGAAGAAUGACAAGCACGUAGUACUGAUUGCUGUGCUUGUACCGAUAACGCUGGUCAUUACCUUGGCAGUAAUUAUUUGGUGGAGAAAGUACAGAUAAUCAUACUAUAAGAAGAACGGGAUCGGGAGAUUCGAACAAGCCACUGAAUAAGAGAUGUUAUGGAUGUGAGAUGAAAUACAGGGACUGAAACCGAUGGAAUGAGUUAAAUACAUGGCAAAUUUCUUUAAUUGAUUCUGUUCUGCACUUUUACCAAAAAGACACCGAUCAUGGCUGAUCUCUCUCAGGCCUAAACUCAUCUUCUGUGCCAAUCCCACACCGUCCUCAGUAUCUUCCUUUUUCAAAAAAAAAAAUCCCAUUCCGCUUUUAAGUACCUCCAGUAAUUUCGUCUCCUUUGGCGUAGAGACGUCGAGAUUCACUAUCAUCUGCGUGAAGAAAUUCAAAUGCAUCUCAGUCUUAAAUGACUGUUCCCUUAUCUUGUAAAGGCGUCCCCACGUUGGAGACAUCCCACGAGUGCAAACAUUUCAACAUCUACAGUCAUGCCCCCCCCCCAGUCUAAAUGAGAUCAAUCCCACAUUCUUCUCAAAUCCAAAGAUUACAGAGUCAAUUUCUAUUGUCAAUCAUGGUGGCUCAAUCCAUUAUUCUAGGAAUCUCUCCGGUACCAGCAUAUGCUUGCUUAAGUGGAUCAAAACUAUACACGGAACUUCAGAUGUGCUUUUACUAAUAUCUUGUACAGUUGUUACAAUACCAACUUUUGUUUGAACUUCCAAGUCCUUAGCAACACAGGCUAAUAUGCUUUUUUUAAAUUAGAACUAUGUGUUGCAACUACACGCUAAGCUUUUUGUGAUUCAAGUACAUGGACACUUGGAUCCCUUACAGUCCACUCAUUUACAGUCCCUCUCCAUUUAGAUAAUAGUUUGCCUUUGGAUUCCUCUUUCCAAAGUCCGCGACCUCAUUUUUGUUCGACAUUAAACUCCAUUUUCAAAUGUAUGCCCAUCCGAUGUACCUAUACUUUAUUGUGGCCCAUAUCUCCCAUAUCAAUAUACCGAUUAAAAUUUGUUGUUUUUCCCCCCUCAUUUAUAGAUAAAUUGAGACGUUGCGAUUUUGCUAACAACAAUGGUGGACAAAAACAAGAUUCUGGAAGAGCUCAAUAGGUCAGGCAUCGUCUCUGGAGGCAAAGGAUGUUAGCUGUCGUUGUUGGUCGGAUCCCUGCAUCAGGACGAAGGAAAGAUUGCCACUACGAGGGUGGGCAAGGUUCUGGACGGUGAUAGGGGAGGGGAUGUACGGAAGACAGAUAAAACUGGGAAAGGAAGGGAAAGGCUAAUAUUCGGAGAAGAAUUAUCUCCAAUAUUAUUACACCUAUCACCUCCCAGCCUCUGUCCCACCUUCUCCCUGUGCUGCGAUAUACUGGCAAACUUUCCUCUUCCCUUUUAAUUGCCAUUCAGGAUCUCGACCUGAAACGUCCACUUGCACGUUUUGUCUCCAAAGAUGCUGCUCGCUCCGCUGAGUUAUUCCGGUGUCCUUUUUUUUGCUUCAGAUUUCAGCAACUGCAAUCUCUCUCGUUUUUAUAACAAACAAAUCGCAGUUAAUCAGUGACUCUGCCAAAUAACGUUAUUAUAGAUUACUUGUAUUCGAUGAUGGAGAAAGGUCGUGAGUUUUUGUACUUUAUGCAUUAAUAAUGGAAAUAAAUCAUCAUCCACAAGAAUAUUAAAUUAUCGAUGUGACGAUCAGUACAGCGAUCAACUUCAUUUCCUUGGGCAUUUCUGGUCACAGUUGCUGCUCCAGAGAUACUCCUGAUCAUUUCUACCUGUAGAAUGUGCCUUACGAUUGGAGAUUUGAGCAUUAGAAUUUUGAAAAUAAAGAAGGAAGG
Molecule: messenger RNA, 2741 nt
Organism: Pristis pectinata (smalltooth sawfish)
Lineage: Eukaryota; Metazoa; Chordata; Chondrichthyes; Rhinopristiformes; Pristidae
Product: class I histocompatibility antigen, F10 alpha chain-like
Exons: 6
Coding region: 14-973 (319 amino acids)
Biological process (GO): immune response; positive regulation of T cell mediated cytotoxicity; antigen processing and presentation, exogenous lipid antigen via MHC class Ib
Cellular component (GO): external side of plasma membrane
Molecular function (GO): lipopeptide binding; endogenous lipid antigen binding; exogenous lipid antigen binding
Source: RefSeq, a predicted model, not a curated record